Emiliania huxleyi CCMP1516 is the source of this 663-nucleotide messenger RNA. RefSeq lists its product as hypothetical. Lineage: Eukaryota; Haptophyta; Isochrysidales; Noelaerhabdaceae. The transcript has 4 exons. The record is from RefSeq and is a predicted model, not a curated record. Gene Ontology annotation, cellular component: cytosol. Bases 1 to 663 code for a protein of 220 amino acids.
AUGGCGCGUACGAAGGCGAGCUGCUGGAUGGCAAACCGCACGGCCGCGGCAGGCGCCAAAGGCCGCGGGGCUGCCACCUCUGCUCUUGUCGCUGGCAGGCAGUGCGGCAGAGGGAAGGCGGUCUAUGCCGAGGGCGACGUGUACGAUGGCGAGUGGGAGGACGACGACUGGCAUGGCGAGGGCAAGUACUCAGAGUCGUCCGGGGCGACCUACGUUGGGCAGUGGGAGCAUGGCUCCGGAUUCGCCAAGUGGUCAGACGGCGACUCCUUCCGCGGCGAGUACCAACACGGCAAGCCGCACGGGCAGGGGACGUGGACGCGCGCAGACGGCUCCUCGUUCACCGGGGAGUGGGUCGAGGGCGAGCGAGUCGGGGAGGGCCGGUACAUGCGGGCCGAUGGCACGGUCUACGCGGGGGAGUGGUGGGUCUCGGACAAGGGCGAGCGAGUCGGACGCGGCCGGAUCACGUACAAUGACGGCUCCUCAUACAACGGGCAGUGGCGCGACGACAAGGACGGCCACCCCGAGCAUCUUCCCGCUACCGCGGCCCAAAGGGGAGGCAAGCGCGGCAGGGCGGCGGCCGGAGGCGAGGGGUCUGCGGGCGGGCAGAAGCCGAGGCGGCAGACGAGCAGCAGCAGGUCCCGAGCGACCUCCGCGGCAGCGUGA